GUCUAGUCUAUCUCUUAAUAGACUAUACUCACAAUUCAACCACAAUAUUUCCCCUUUUUACAUCCUAUCAUAUCUUUUCCAUACUCUAUUUUGACCCUCACAAAACUAAACUUAUCCCAUUCUUUUGCCUCCACAAUGCCCAAAAUUAUACUCUUCCUCUUCUUUUUCAUCUUAGUUUCUUCAUCACUACCACUCUUACAAGGUUCAAGAAUUCAAGCAUUAAUUUCUCAUUCUCAAAGGGCGUUACAUUAUGAGGGUGGUAGAAAAAGAUGGGUGAAAAAGAAUAUGAGAAGAUUGAUGAUAGGAUCAGUGGCUCCAACUUGCACUUACAAUGAAUGCAGAGGAUGCAAGUACAAAUGCAGAGCAGAACAAGUUCCAGUCGAAGGGAAUGACCCAAUGAAUAGUCCUUAUCACUACAAAUGUGUUUGUCACCGUUAAUUCCCACACACCAGCAGCACCCUUACAAGAACAACCCUAUUUUUAAAUUUUCAUCUUCUUUUUUUUCUGGUUCGGGUUGCUUGAAUUUUGUUUUGUUUUUAUAGUGUAAUGUUGAAUCAUUAUUCCUCUUCCUUCAAAUGGAAAAACACAUUUUUGCAUCUU
Molecule: messenger RNA, 600 nt
Organism: Solanum pennellii
Lineage: Eukaryota; Viridiplantae; Streptophyta; Magnoliopsida; Solanales; Solanaceae
Exons: 3
Coding region: 136-438 (100 amino acids)
Biological process (GO): positive regulation of stomatal complex development
Source: RefSeq, a predicted model, not a curated record